CCGGAAGUGUGUUGUGUUUACCUUAUCACGCGCGGUCGGUGUCGCUAGCUACUGGUGCUCCGAGCUAAAACGCUAAGGGCUAACAUAGUUACAAAAUGUCUGGCGGAACUCUUCUGGAAAACGCCAACCCAGUUAUAUUCCAGCGGUCCGGCGAGAGACUACAGGCGGCCACCGACGAGGAUGAAGACGUCUGUGAUCCCAUCGACGACAGAGAAAUAUUCGAUUUGAUCAGAUCUAUCAAUGACCCCGAACAUCCGCUCUCCUUGGAGGAACUCAACGUGGUGGAGCAAGUCAGAGUCAAAGUAAACGAUGUAGGCAGCACCGUGGGCAUCGAGUUCACCCCCACCAUCCCUCACUGUAGCAUGGCAACGCUCAUCGGCCUGUCAAUCAAAGUCAAGCUCCUGCGCUCGCUCCCGGACCGCUUCAAAAUUGACGUGCACAUCACGCCGGGGACGCACGCUUCAGAAGAAGCAGUGAACAAGCAGCUGGCCGACAAAGAGCGAGUGGCGGCGGCUCUGGAGAACUCGUCCCUGCUGGAGGUGGUCAACCAGUGUUUGUCCUCCAGGAGCGUCUGAACAACACUUCCUGGCGUGGGGAAAGAACGCGUCCACCUGAGGAGGUGCAUUGCAGUUCCACAUCUGCAGGAUGUCGGCGGUGUGGGACAAAAAGCGCAGCUCACUGCUUGCUUGGCUUCCAGGUUGAAACACACUGAGACACUUCAUUAGGUACACCUGCACCACCCAGUCACGUUAAAUACAAAGCUCAUGUAUCGGAUCUCAUAGUAUUUACAUUAUUUACUUACAUUUACUACUUAAUGGUGAGACUAUUAAUAUAUUUUUACCUAUUGCAAUAAUUUGAACUAUCAAAACAAAACAUUAAACAUCUAUUUAAUAGACUAGAAUGCUUUUGCUGCAGACAUGCAAUAGUAAACAGAAUAAUAGAAAAAUAAAGAUUGAUGAGUGGAUAUUGGACAAUGAGAGUUAUGAUAAACAUGAAGUACACACCAAAAUACAGUAGGUUUUUGUCUCAAACAAUGAAGGGAGUGCUUUCACACCCUUUUAUGCUUUAUGAAUAUUUGUUUAUAAUAUUGCAUUACAAUUAUGUGUGCACCAGCCAGCAUGUUACAUAUAGUAGUCCAGUGCACAGGGACUUAGAACUUACACGCAAUCAAAUUACAUUGCCUUCAAAGAAGUCAUGCUUAUGUUUUCAAGGGCCAAAGUAAAUAAAAUGUUCCAAAAAAAAAAA
Molecule: messenger RNA, 1245 nt
Organism: Nerophis lumbriciformis (worm pipefish)
Lineage: Eukaryota; Metazoa; Chordata; Actinopteri; Syngnathiformes; Syngnathidae
Gene: ciao2b
Product: cytosolic iron-sulfur assembly component 2B
Cellular component (GO): cytosolic [4Fe-4S] assembly targeting complex
Source: RefSeq, a predicted model, not a curated record